GUUCCUUCUUCUUUCUUGUUUAUAUUGUUUAUCAGUAAUCUCUUGUGCUUCAAAACUUAGAACUUUUUUCGGGUUGUUAAGUUUUCCGGGUUGUUUCUUUACUUUGGUGGGUGUGUGUAUAAAUUUGCUGAAGGAAUUGUUGGGGGUGGUUUGGUAGAGAGAGAGGAUAUUAAACCCUGAGAGAUAGUGUUGUCGGCGCAGGGUCACUUUCUGUCGGCAUUGUCUGUAUCCAACGAUGAUUCUCAGUGAUUAUUAAUUUCUAUUAAAUUCUCAAUUCAUUUAUAUUUUUUUAAUUCAAAAGUACAAGCGGAGAUAGGUAGAUGCUUCAGGGAGCGUGAUUCGUUUUCAUUAAACUUGCAGCCCAAAGCUGUCUCUGUGUUGUGUUGUGUUGUUUUGUUUUGGUGUUGUUUCAUUGCUUUUGAUGAUUUGGACCUUCCUCCUCGUUUUUAAAGCCAACUACACCAAUUCCAACAACUUCAACUAUUGCUCCUCAAUUCCUCAUCAUUGCUUUCUCUUCUCUCUGCCCACACCCUUUUCCCUGAUUUCACUCAUUCACUCUAUCUAAUUCUGGGCAUCUCUUGAUUUGUUCCCCCAAGAUCAUAAGAUUUUCCUGUUUCUUUCAAUGUGGCAAUGUGGGUGAUUUUCAAUUUGGGUGAUUCUGCUCCUAGGAGAUCAAUUCAAUUUCUCAUUGCCAAAUGAAGCUGAGGUUUCUGGAGAUCUGGCUGCAUUAUUUCUCUGGGAAUACAGGUCUCAAGCUUCGGACUUUAUUCUGUUUUCCCUAUUUCCAUCAAUGUCUUACCAUUGUUUGUCUGUGAUUUGACUUAAAAAGUAAUAUCGGUUUUUAACCACCAAUUGAAUUGUUGCCGUGUUAGACUGUACUUUAUAUGUCCAAUUGAAUGAUUUUGAUGUGCAUGAUUCGGAUAACUACAAUGUUGAGCGUUUCUAUUUAAUGGGUAUUCAGUAUUACUGAAUGUGAAACGUCCUCAUGCCAGUUGCUUCUUUGCGUUUGGUCUGCUUCCAUCUACAAAGUUUCUUAACAAACGCAAAACAUCAUCUCUGUUCUAUAAGAUUGUCUUCCGCCUGCUAGCUACCAACUUGCUUGCGUUACCUUCACAUCUAUACGAAAUGGAUCAUAUGUUCAAUGUAUAGUCAAUCAAAUCCCAGUUAUACUUUACUGCAUAGCUGAAGUAGUUCCCAUACCAGAUGUCAAGGACUCUUGCAGCAAUAUUAGGAGGUGCUGCAGGAGCCAUGGCAUUGGUGGGGAUAGUUGGCUUGCUUAUAUGGUUCUGCCUAUUUCAUAAACGUGGUGUUUCGAGAAGAUCAGAGACAGGGUCCUCGGAUCCAUCUGUUCAAGGAAGACAUCUUGGGGUUGAGUUAUCAUUACGAGAAGCUAAACGUUUUGAGAUUGAGGAGUUGUCUUCGGCGACCAAAAAUUUUAGUGAUCGAAACCUGAUUGGGGAAGGAAAAUUUGGUGAGGUAUAUAAGGGUUUGCUUCAAGAGGGGAUGCUGGUUGCCAUCAAAAAGCGAGCUGGAGCGUAUAGUCAGGAAUUCAUUGAUGAGGCGUGCUAUCUUUCAUCAAUUCAGCAUCGGAAUCUUGUCACUCUUUUGGGCUACUGCCAGGAAAAUAAUCAACAGUUUCUAAUAUACGAAUAUAUACCCAAUGGAAGCGUUUCCAUUCACUUGUACGGAGCUGGUCAAGUGUCACCUCAGAAGCUAGAAUUCAAGCAUAGACUUUCAAUAGCUCUAGGUGCAGCUAAAGUUAUUGGUCCCUUUGCAGGUUUGGCUCAUCUUCACUCCCUAAGUCCUCGAUUGGUACAUAAAGAUUUCAAAACAGCCAAUGUUCUUGUAGAUGAGAAUUUUAUCGCUAAGGUUGCAGAUGCAGGACUACGUAAUUUCCUGGGAAGAAUUGAUGUUGCUGGUCCUUCUUCUCAAGUGACAGCUGAUGAGAUAUUCCUUGCUCCUGAGGUGAGGGAGUUUAGACGUUUUUCUGAAAAAAGUGAUGUAUAUAGUUUUGGAGUAUUCCUUUUGGAGUUAGUAAGCGGACGGGAAGCAUCAGAAUUACCAUCUUCAGACUCCACAGAGAACCUCGUUGAGUGGGUGCAAAAUAGUCAGGACUAUAGCAACAUUUCCAGCAUGAUCGAUCAGAGGUUGGGGAGUAGCUUCACAGGUGAAGGCAUGGAAGAAUUCAUAAAGUUAAUGGUCCGAUGCGUGGAACCUUCGAGCGAGAGGAGACCUGCAAUGAGCUAUGUGGUAAUGGAACUGGAUAGGAUACUCGAUAAAGAGAUGAGCUUGACAACAGUGAUGGGGGAAGGAACCCCAACUGUGACCCUUGGGAGCCAGCUCUUCAGAGCAACAAAAUAAAAAAAAAAAGAAAAAAAGGAAAGCUGUGUUUGCCGCCAAAUUGUGAGAGUGUGAUAUUGGUGAAGUAGAAAUUUUUGCAUUGUCUUUUUCCUUUGGGAAAACUUAGAGAGGAGAAUCAGCUGUUUGCUAAGUGUAUAAAGAACAGCUGUUAUUAAUUUUUUCAUUUUUUUUUUCUUUUUUACCAUCAUAAAAUGCAUGAGAAAUCUUGUUGUAAACCAUUAUUUGUUGUUAAUAGCAAAGUGCUGGUGUGAUUUAUACCUUC
Messenger RNA from Theobroma cacao (cacao), 2623 nucleotides. The record is from RefSeq and is a predicted model, not a curated record. NCBI's taxonomy places the organism in Eukaryota, Viridiplantae, Streptophyta, Magnoliopsida, Malvales, Malvaceae.